GACAGAGCCGAGUGUCCCUUUAAGCAGGGAGUACAAAUUCCCAUCCCAGUCCCUCCCUUCUGCUCAUCCUGACGACGUCAGCAGGAAGGCGUGUGUGAGUGAGUGAGGGGCUGAGGUGCCGCCUGCACACACACACACACACACACACACACACACACACACACACACUUCCAGACCAGUCCCUGCCCACCAGCUCCACGCGCCAGAGAGGCAGGGUGCUGCCAGCUGCAGAAGGCACAGCCUGGACCCCAGCUGCCCGGGCGAGACGGAGCCUGUAGCUGGUGAGGCCUCUGAGCAGGGCCAGGCCAGGCCCUGCCCAAUAGGACAUCCAAGUCCUUCGCUGGUCCCUGUGCCCCAGAGCCCGCCAGGCUCUCCUGCUGGCCCCACCAUGACGUCAGAGCCAACAUCCCCUCCAGUGGUGCCACCCCUGCACUCCCCCAAAUCUCCUGUUUGGCCCACUUUCCCCUUCCACAGGGAGGGCAGCAGAGUCUGGGAAAGGGGUGGCAUUUCUCCUCGGGACCUGCCCAGCCCUCUGCCUACCAAACGGACCAGGACUUAUUCAGCGACAGCCCGAGCCUCAGCUGGUCCUGUGUUCAAGGGCGUCUGUAAGCAGUUCUCACGCUCACAGGGCCACGGCUUCAUCACUCCCGAGAAUGGCUCUGAGGACAUCUUCGUGCACGUAUCCGACAUCGAAGGAGAGUAUGUGCCAGUGGAAGGCGACGAGGUGACCUACAAGAUGUGCCCCAUCCCGCCCAAGAACCAGAAGUUCCAGGCCGUGGAGGUGGUGCUCACCCAGCUGGCCCCCCAUACGCCCCACGAGACGUGGUCCGGCCAGAUUGUGGGGUCCUAGGUGGGGGGGUUCCCGUGGGGGAGGGCGGCCUCAGUGUACUCGUCUGUCUGUCUGUCUGUGCUCGUGGCCGUGAGUGUGUGCCUCAACCCACCUGUGACCUGUGACUGUCGUGCAAGCUGGCAGGAGGCUGGACGGAGGGGAGGCCGUCAGCCCUGCGUGGCCCCACUGUCCCUCCUCCUGGCCCUGCCACAUACACACAGGACCCGCUCCCCUCCUGCCCACUGCCCACGUACUGACUAAGCCUUGAUGAGCCUGUGUCAGGUUCAUGGGGACGCCCUCCUCUGAGCUUGCUCUCCUCACUGCUGUCCCCAGCCAGAUUCUGCUUGUCUCCCGUCUCUCGUCCUGGACCAGGGUGUCUGCAUGGCCUGGACCCUUUCCCUUAGAAGCCAGGCCUGUAAACGCUUGGGGGGGGGGGCUCCAGCUUUAGGCAGUGGAAGAGGGCAGGAUACGAAAGCCCGUGAUUCCCCCCAGACCACCUUGCUGCUUCCACUCUUUCAGUAGCCCACUGGGGGGAGGCAAGAGAGGCUUGAGGGUAGAAGGGGACUUGGGGAUUUGUGCUCGGUAGGCCAGUGUCUCCUCUCCUCAGCCUGGCAGUGGCUCUGUGAGCCCUCAUUCCCUCCUCCUAAGCUGAGGUGGGGAGCCACCGCCUCCAUCCUGACUUACAAACUCAGUGGAUGUUCUGUCCUGCCUUGCUGCCUGGCCUUCACAGCAGCCGAGGACACAGUGAAGGACCAGCACAUGUCCUCUCGGAAAAGGCCAGGCCAAGGCCCCUCAGCCUGAGACAACAGCACUGGCCUUGCCACCCCCAAAGCAGACCCUCUUUCCAGAGCUUCAGGAUGGUGGCUCUCUUAAGCCCCUGAUAGGCCAGCAGCUGAGAUGGCACUAAUCGUAUCCGUCCCUAGUAUGUGACUGUCCCUCUCACCUGGAGGCUCUUUGGGACCAAGAUGUUAUCUGGAAGAUGUUAUCUUCCAGAGUCCAUUCCUGCUGGAAAGGGUAUAUGGGAUCACAGGAUCGGGGAGGGCCUGCCAGGACAGUGACCCUGAGACCCAGUCUACAAGUACAACUGAUUCCUCAUCUGCCCAGGAUGAGGGCAUCAGUGACUGGUUAGGUGGCCUUAUAGGUGCCCCAAGAUCACAGGACAGAGUCAGCGUGGUACCUGCAUCCAUCCCUGUCCCGAUACCCAUCACACAGAGACCAGGGGCCCAGGGGUGUGUUGGCCAACACCCCCCAGUGUGAAGGGUCCACUGUGAGCUAGGCUUCUCCAACAAGGCCUGUCCCUGAGGAACGCGACUUCAGAACUCCCUGGCCGGCUUGGCACAGGGCUUAUUGGUAGAGGAAGACCCUGGAGCUCCACCCACCCUCCUAUGACCAGGUCACCUUUAGGCAUCAGCCUAGGUGGCAGAUGGCAGCAGUUCUCCUCCCUGGUCUUGGGCUCUGCAGUGCCCGGACAAAAAUCCUCCCCAGACUCCCUACCUUUCCUAACACUGGCAAUAAACUCAACUGUGACCCCCUG
Messenger RNA from Jaculus jaculus (lesser Egyptian jerboa), 2363 nucleotides. It is a transcript of the gene Csdc2, whose product is annotated as cold shock domain containing C2. The transcript has 4 exons. Gene Ontology annotation, molecular function: mRNA 3'-UTR binding. Gene Ontology annotation, cellular component: cytoplasm. The coding region runs from base 389 to 850 and encodes 153 amino acids. Gene Ontology annotation, biological process: regulation of mRNA stability. The record is from RefSeq and is a predicted model, not a curated record. NCBI's taxonomy places the organism in Eukaryota, Metazoa, Chordata, Mammalia, Rodentia, Dipodidae.